Messenger RNA from Didymodactylos carnosus, 1551 nucleotides. Lineage: Eukaryota; Metazoa; Rotifera; Eurotatoria; Philodinida; Philodinidae. The record is from the annotation of a GenBank genome assembly.
AUGGAAGGUGAUAUGACUGCAAAUGAUACUGAAAUUGAUUUAUAUGCUGAUGUUGUAGAAAACGAUCUAGAACAAGAACCAGGCGAAGAGUAUGGACAUGAAGAUCAACAGCAAGAUGGGGAUUUAUAUGAUGCAGUUAUCACAGCACAACCAUCGGGCACGGAUUUUAACGAUAUAACAAAUACACCAAAUCGUAUCAAUAAAAUAUCAAAUGAUACGGCAGCCGGUGUGCAAAGUGGUUACAGCGGAAAACGAAUUUCAUUAUACGUUGGUCAACUCACUUGGUGGACAACAGAUCAAGGUUUAAGCGAUAUAAUUCAAUCACUCGGAAUUAAUGAUUUACUUGAAAUUAAGUUUCACGAAAAUCGUGUUAAUGGCCAAUCCAAAGGUUUUGCAGUGGUAACAGUUGGCUCUGAGAGCUCAUCUCGAAUUAUUGGAGAAAAAUUACCGAAAAAAGAUAUACAUGGUCAAAAUCCAACAGUAUUACCAUGCAAUAAACAAUCAUUAAGUUUUUUUGAAGGGCAAAAUUCUAAAGAUCAACCAGCUGAAGCACCACCUUCAAUGAAUCCACCUCUUAGAUCACCCAUGAUGCGUCCACCAAUACAUGGUUUACCAUUACCAAUGCCGAGACCCAUGGGUGAACCAUAUCGUUUUCACCCACAGGGACUACCCAUGGCAGGCAGUCAACCCGGUCUAAGACCACCAAUGCAAAUUCCUCCUCAAGUACGUCCACCACAACAAAUUCUUGUUGGAAGACCAGGCAUCCCUAUCCAAAAUUUACAACAGGGUGGUGCGCCUCCUUCAGGUCAUCAACAGGUAGUUAUCAUGCAACAGUCAGGAUUACCGACUCAACAACCAGGAACAAAUGGACUCUCGAUGGCCCAGUUAACAGCUAAUCAUCGUCCUCAAGGUAUACCUAUGCCACAACAACCUGAACGAACUCAACGAGAAUGGGAUGGCAGACCACCGCAAGGUGUAUCUAUUCCAUCAAAUUCAAUGACAGCCUUACCUCACCAUCCACAAGGCUAUUAUCCUGGUCAAAAUCCAGCUGUGACAGCGCCAUUACAUCAUUCACUAUCUCAUCCAAGUCAAAAUCAUGUACAUGAUUCGUACUAUCGUUCUGUAGCCGUCGGGGGUGAACGUCAUGAUCCAAAUAUGGCAGGUAUUAGUAUUAGUGAAACAGAAUUUCAAGAAAUAAUGGAACGAAACAAAACCGUGUCAAGUAGUGCAAUUGCUCGAGCUGUUCAAGAUGCAUCGGCUGGUGAAUUCGGUACAGCAAUAGAAACAUUGGUGACAGCUGUAUCGUUAAUAAAACAAUCAAAAAUUGCUAAUGAUGAUCGUUGCAAAAUUUUAAUUAGUUCAUUACAGGAUACAUUAAAAGGAAUUGAAGAUAAGUCAUAUGGGCAAAGAAUUCGACAUAGAAGUCGCUCACACGAUUCAUCACGAGAAUCAUCUAGAAAAAAACAUCGUCGAACACGUAGUCCAAGAGAUCGAGAAUAUCGUCGAGAAGACUACGACGCAAAAUAUAGUCGUGAACAUAGAAGAAGAUGA